Molecule: messenger RNA, 725 nt
Organism: Heterobasidion irregulare TC 32-1
Lineage: Eukaryota; Fungi; Basidiomycota; Agaricomycetes; Russulales; Bondarzewiaceae
Exons: 1
Coding region: 158-361 (67 amino acids)
Source: RefSeq, a predicted model, not a curated record
UUGGACUUGGACUUGCCAUAUUUCCCCCUCGUCGCUCGUUCUGGUCUGGAUCGUUUCGCACUGAACUCUUCACACUCUUUUUCUGUUUUUACUGUCUCUGUCUCUGUCGCAUUCGUCGCAUCCACCACACUCCGCAUCCCCACUGUCUUCUACAUACAUGCAGCACACAUGGCUCAAUCAACAUACGGCGCGUGCGGACAUCAUUCCCGGCGCCAUCCCUUCGACCUAUUCUUCUUCCUUGGGCCUUCGCGAGCACUCCCUCAUCUAUUCUUCACGGACGCAUACACACUCGUCGGGUGACGUGGCGACCCUUCUCCGGACAGGCCACCCUUACCCUUCUACUUCCAAAAUUUCGGCCUGAGCGCCCAUCGGGACACCUUCCACACCUCCGUUCGAGGUGCCGAAUCGUCUUCCCUAUUUCGACACUCCUACAUAGGAUCAUCCCCACAAAAAGUAUUCACGCUCAAAAGACGCGCCCCGCGCGCAGGUUCAUCGCGCGUGCCCCGCGUCGAUCACGCUUCGGCUCUAUUUUCUCGAAGACCAGCUCUCCUUUUUCUUUCUUUUCGUUGACCUCGCGGUGAUCGUGACGUCGACGUCGUGGUGGGAUUCUGGUUUUUAGGAUUCGGGUGUGGUGUGGUCUUUUUCUUUAUUGUAGCUAAUUGUAUACGUAGUUUAUGUUCGGCGUAUGUCUUGGUUGAAAUAUAUAGAUUUCUGUUUUUCUGUCC